AUGUUAAAGGUGCCGAACAAAACCAAUACUUCUCCAAAGCUCCUGCUGGAUCUGCCGGAUGAGAUCCUUCACAAAAACAUUGGCAUGGUACUCCCGAAAGGCUUCACAGGCUUUGCAAAAUACAACGCAGAUCGUCCACAGCUCGACUGGUCUCCUAGAUGGGCACCGAACAUGACACUGAUUUGCAAGACCAUUGCAACACACGCACAGCCGAUCCUAGGGCGCAAUUCUGCGCUACACAUCCCAGAGGGCAAACGACAAUUUGAACUCUGCGAUGGCGACCACGACGAUGAGGCCGACUUUGGUGUUUUGCAGUGCGAUGUCUUCCCCAAAUACAUGGUUCAGGGCGUCACGGAAUUGACUAUCUCUCAAUCCAAAGUUUUUCAAUUGAGAUACGUGGAUUGA
Molecule: messenger RNA, 405 nt
Organism: Cyphellophora europaea CBS 101466
Lineage: Eukaryota; Fungi; Ascomycota; Eurotiomycetes; Chaetothyriales; Cyphellophoraceae
Exons: 1
Coding region: 1-405 (134 amino acids)
Source: RefSeq, a predicted model, not a curated record